GUUGGCCAAAAAGGCGGCCAAGUGCCCCAAGGAACAUUCAGUCAAGCCGCGAACGUUGUGAGCUCCAGACGUCUGUGUCUCUCGUUGCUCUUCAAACACUUGGAGCCGCAUGCCCCAAAAUUGAAUAUAUUUACCACUAAAGUGAAGUGCUGUCCGAAAGUUCUCAGACAAACAUAAUCCAUAGAGAAAGAGUCUUGGAAGAUCAUCCGUGAUCUGUCUAACGCGUGUGUGUCUAUCGCUUUGCGAGUGUAUUCCGAGUUGAAUGUCUCUGGGCGCCGAUCGUUCGUACAAAAUGAAGCUGCGCGAUGUGGAAAAUGCCUUCAAAUAUCGCCGUAUACCGUAUCCCAAGCGAUCCGUGGAGCUGAUUGCCCUGCUAGCCAUAUCGUGCACCUUCUUCCUAUUCAUGCACACCAACAAGCUGAACAGCCGUCUCAAGGAGAUGGAGGUGAAGCUGCAGCCCUCCGAGUUCUCCGCCCUCGGCCUGACCGGCAAUCACGUCAGCGGUCACGAUGCGGGCAAACACGAUGAUAUCAACACGCUGCAUGGCACCUAUCAAUAUCUGAAAAGCACUGGCCAGCUGUGGCGCUUGAAUCCAAAGUUCCUGAACAACACCAAAUACCAUACCCGGGAUAUACUGUUCUUCAAUCGUGUGCCCAAGACGGGCAGUGAGACGCUCAUUGAGCUGAUGCUCCGCCUGGGCGAGCGAAAUCACUUCCAGAACGCUCGCUCGCCCUUCUCCAAGCCCACCGGAGUCUAUUGGUCGUUUGAGAAACAAAAGGUGGAGGCCCAUCGCAUACUGGAUCUGAUGGAGGAGGAUGCUUUUGCCUAUGCCGAGCAUGCCAAUUAUGUGAACUUUCGACAGUUUCAAUUACCCCAACCCAUCUACAUCAAUUUGAUUCGGGAUCCCGUGGAGCGGGUUAUUAGCUGGUACUACUACAAGCGUACGCCCUGGAACUCCCUGCAAAUGUUUAAAAUUACUGGAAAAUUCGAAAAUCGCACUCACUAUCAGAAAAACUUUGAGGAUUGUGUGCUGACACAUGACUUUGAGUGUCGCUAUGAUUUUGGGCUGAACUUUAAAGAGGAUUCCGCUGAUCAUAAGCGACAGAGUUUGUUCUUCUGCGGUCAUGCACCCCUAUGCGAACCCUUCAAUACGCCCGCGGCUGUGGCACGGGCCAAGCAGAAUGUGGAGCGUGACUUUUCGGUGGUUGGCUCCUGGGAGGAUGUGAAUGUUACCCUGGCCGUGCUCGAGCAUUUUAUACCACGUUUCUUUCGCGGCAGCACCGAGCUGUAUUAUGGUAAAAACUUACUUGAAGAUACCGUGCAGCUUGUUUCACAAAUUUUUUCUGCAGAGCCCGUCAAAGGUCUGGCCUUUAGGAAGCGAAAUACGAACCACUGGAAACCCAAGAUCAGCGAAAGGAUCAAGCGAAUAAUGCGUACAAAUUUCACACAGGAAUACGAAUUCUAUUACUUUUGCAAGCAGCGCUUGUAUCGGCAAUAUUUCUCAAUAAAUAGACACUUGCAAUUGUGAUUAUCACAAGAAGUUCGAUUCAUUAUUCAGUAGGAUACAAAUACGUAGUUCGGACAGCGGUCUUUCAGCUCCACUAACUUUACUCAUCCCAAAAAAGUAUCUGUAAUUGUCUGGUUUGUUGGUUU
Molecule: messenger RNA, 1653 nt
Organism: Drosophila subobscura
Lineage: Eukaryota; Metazoa; Arthropoda; Insecta; Diptera; Drosophilidae
Product: heparan sulfate 2-O-sulfotransferase pipe-like
Exons: 6
Coding region: 263-1528 (421 amino acids)
Cellular component (GO): membrane
Molecular function (GO): sulfotransferase activity
Source: RefSeq, a predicted model, not a curated record